AUGUCGUCCAAAUUGUCCAAGGCACUCAAAAAGCACGACACAAAAGCCAAGAAGACAUCCAACGGAUUCGUUAGACCGGGUAAAACUGCCAAAACCGAGACCGAAUCCAAGAGCAAAAAGCACAGAGACGUUUCGUCGGUGGAAAAGCACCAGGAAGAUAGCUCGAGCGAUGAAGAAGAGGAAUCUGAUGAGAAUGAAAGUGAAGAGUCGGAUGAUGUCGACGAAAAGGGCAUGCAAAGACUGAUGGACCUCUUGGGCGAAGACGAACUGGAUGACAUUGCCAAGUUGCAACUUGGGAUGGUGAAUGGGGAAGAGGAGGAAGAGGAAAGUGAAAAUGAGAACGAAGAGAGUGGACAGGAGAGUGAUAGCGACGAAAUACCAGAGGAAGUCGACCUGGAAGACGUUUCGUCUGUGGACGAAGACGUCGUACCAAGACAAAAGCUACUUAUUGAUAACCGGAUUGCCCUAACGCGUAUACGAGAAAAUAUCCAACUUGACCCCUCGUUUCCCUGGACAGAGACGCUCGCAGUCACAUAUGAUCAAGCCAUCGACGUUGAUGUCAAUGACGAUCUACAACGGGAGCUAGCCUUCUACAAGCAAGCUCUCCACGGUGCCAACACCGCAAAAACGCUGGCAGCCAGACAUAAUCUACCGUUUACUCGUCCGUCCGACUUUUACGCCGAAAUGGUCAAGUCGGAUGCACAUAUGGAACGCAUUCGCCAACGCGCACUGGACGAAACGGCGGGCAUCAAACGCAGCGAGGAAAAGCGCCGAGAACGUGAGGGCAAAAAGUUUGGCAAAAAGGUUCAGUUGGAGAAGCUCAAGGAGCGUGAGAGGUCGAAGAAGGAGAUUGAGGAGCGCGUAAAGGGCUUGAAGCGAAAACGCAAGGAUGCCCUGGACGCGGACGAGUUUGACGUCGAGCUUGAAGACGCGAUAGCGGACCGACCGUCGAAGCGACAUGCUGCAGGUGGUCAAGACGGAAAACCAAAAAUGUCGCGAGAGAAGCGAGAUGCAAAGUAUGGAUUCGGAGGCAAAGUCGGUAGGCGCUCGAAGCAGAACACACGCGAGAGUACGGACACCUUUGCAAAAGCGGGGAAACCUGCCAAAAAGGGCAAGAAGCCGGCAAUGAAGCGGCUGGGCAAGUCUCGGAGAAUGAAGACGGGGAGGCGAUAG
Molecule: messenger RNA, 1173 nt
Organism: Serendipita indica DSM 11827
Lineage: Eukaryota; Fungi; Basidiomycota; Agaricomycetes; Sebacinales; Serendipitaceae
Source: the annotation of a GenBank genome assembly